Musa acuminata subsp. malaccensis (wild Malaysian banana) is the source of this 4320-nucleotide messenger RNA. Its product is annotated as probable histidine kinase 4. Gene Ontology annotation, biological process: phosphorelay signal transduction system; phosphorylation. The record is from RefSeq and is a predicted model, not a curated record. NCBI's taxonomy places the organism in Eukaryota, Viridiplantae, Streptophyta, Magnoliopsida, Zingiberales, Musaceae. Gene Ontology annotation, molecular function: phosphorelay sensor kinase activity.
ACUCUCUCGUUUCCGUCCCCGCCAUUAAUGGGCGGCGGUGUACGGACGGGAGUCGCUCGUUCGGAUUCUCCCUCUCCCUCCACUCUGAUUGCCACUCAAUCACCGGAUGACGGCCACUCAUUCGCGUUCGAUCAGCGCCUCGAAGGUAGCUCUUGGAACCCGGAGACUUGGUAAAUGCUGUUGCUGGAUGACGACGAGCUAAAAGGCCUCAUUUUGAAUUUGAGCACAGUGGAUGAGGUCGGAGAAUAUUUCUCAGCUGCUAAUUUGGUCUUCUGAUGCUGGUUUGGCGCCUAACACUCGAGGAAGAAGGGCAAAAACGGAGCUUCUCCAAGAAUCGGUGGAAAAGGAUUGACACUUAUGAUCGGUGUAAAGAGGAAAAGAAAAGGAGGAGACUUGGUACUGUUUCGGAUCUCGCAUCAUUUCCCAGUCUGCUGACGAGUGGAAAAGAAAUAAGGCGAAUGGGGAACAAAGGAGGAGGCUAAGGCGACAGGAAAAUGAUAAAGAGAUCGGUGGGCCAAACGGAUGAGAUUCAUGGAAUAUAAUAGUGAGAUAAUCCACAAAGGAAAACAUUAAUUUAAUCGCCGGAUAUCCUGUGAAAAUCCUGGAAUUCGAUUCAGUUGUUGCUUCGAGAAAGGAGGGGUUGUCUUGAAUACCUCCUCGUCCCCAUUCUAUUGCACUCCAAACAGUUCUUUUUCUCUUCGGCUCUGCUGCUAAACCUCACCACUUGUUAAUUGAUAUCAGAGCAGAUGAGCUAUCUGGAUUUUUCCUCAAUUCCCAAAAAAAUCUACCAAAGAUCUGAAGAAAAAGUUCGUAGUUGGAUGAGUUAGACAAUGAAGAAGAAGUCGCCAAGCUGCACUUAGUUCACUUUCCCGCAAAAGGGAAAGCAAAGGGUUUAAAAAGUUGUCUUUUAUCACUUUGUACGAACGGGCUGCAGAGAAAGAAGAAGAAAAGGGAAGGCGAGGUUGGGUGUUGGCCUCUGGUGGUAUGGGUUUGGGAACGGUGGCGGAAGGUGACAAGAGGUGGUGGUGGAACCGAAAUGUGAUCAUGGUACUGUGGAUGAUGCUUUCAGUAGGUUUUUGCAUAGGCUUACAUUGUCAUAUGAGGACAGAAAGCUUGAGAAAGGCAGGGGAGACGCUGACGAGCAUGUGCGAAGAGAGGGCAAGGAUGCUGCAGGAGCAGUUUGCUGUGAGUGUCAACCAUGUGCACGCUCUAGCGAUCCUUGUUUCGACCUUUCACUACCAGAAAAACCCACCAGCCCUCGAUCAGGUGACAUUUGCGAAUUACGCGGCAAGGACAUCUUUUGAGCGGCCGUUGUUGAACGGAGUAGCUUAUGCACAACGGGUUGUCCAUGCUGAGAGAGAACUGUUUGAGAAUCAGCAGGGGUGGAUGAUCAAGACUAUGAAUCGGGAGCCAUCUCCUGUGCAAGAUGAGUAUGCGCCUGUGAUUUACUCUCAGGAGACUGUAUCCUACAUUGAAGCCCUUGAUAUGAUGUCUGGAGAGGUGCACUGGAACCAAGAGGAUCGUGAAAAUAUCUUAAGGGCUAGAGCUACUGGAAAAGCUGUACUUACAAGGCCCUUCAGACUUUUGGAGUCUAACCAUCUGGGCGUGGUUUUAACAUUCCCUGUAUAUUUGUCAGGUCUUCCAGAUGAUGCUACAGCUGAAGAGCGUGUGAAGGCAACUGCUGGAUACCUUGGAGGAGCCUUUGAUGUUGAGUCUCUUGUGGAAAAUCUAUUGCACCAGCUUGCUGGUAAUCAGGAAAUUGUGGUCAAUGUGUAUGAUGUUACAAAUGCAUCUGAACCCUUAACGAUGUAUGGAGUUCAUCUUCCUGAUGGGCACAUGUCACUCUCACAUGUCAGUAUGCUUGACUUUGGAGAUCCAUUCAGGAAACACCAAAUGAAGUGCAGGUACCGAAAGAAACCUCCGGUUUCACUAUCAUCCAUCACUACACCAUCUGGUAUAUUUGUGAUUUGUAUGCUGGUAGGUUACAUAGGUUAUGCUGCUUGGAGUCACUAUGACAAUGUUAAGGAAGAUUUUCGUAAAAUGGAAGAGUUAAAAAAGCAAGCAGAGGCUGCAGAUGUUGCUAAGUCUCAGUUUCUUGCUACUGUCUCUCAUGAAAUCAGAACACCUAUGAAUGGAGUUCUUGGUAUGCUUGAUAUGCUUUUGGAUACAGACCUGAAUUUAACUCAGAUGGAUUAUGCACAAACUGCUCAAGUCUGUGGAAGAGCACUGAUAUCAUUAAUUAAUGAAGUACUUGACCGUGCAAAAAUUGAAGCUGGCAAGUUAGAAAUAGAGUCGGUUCCAUUUGACCUGCGAUCCAUCCUAGAUGAUGUGAUAUCAUUAUUUUCUGCAAAAUCAAGAGAAAAAGGAAUAGAGCUUGCCGUUUAUGUUUCUGAUAGAGUUCCUACCAUUCUCACUGGUGAUCCUGGGAGAUUUCGGCAAAUAAUUACAAAUCUUGUUGGUAACUCAGUCAAGUUUACAGAGCGUGGUCACGUUUUUGUCCAAGUUCAUCUCGCUGAGCAUGUGAAAAUGGUGAUAGAUGCAAAAACAGGUUUAAAUGGGCAUGCCAAUGAAGUGAACAUUACAUCAGCAACUACUGUGUUUAGUACAUUAAGUGGUCUAGAAGUUGCUAAUUCUAGAAAUACAUGUGAAAGCUUUAAGAUGCUACUCUCACACGGGGCAUCUCUGUCCUGCACAUUUGGAAGUGGGUCUGUUCCUGAAAGCAUUGCUGAUAAAGUAACUCUGAUGGUUAGUGUUGAAGAUACAGGGAUCGGGAUCCCAGUACAUGCUCAAGAUCGGGUUUUCGCACCUUUUAUGCAGGCUGAUAGCUCAACUUCCCGGAAUUAUGGUGGAACUGGUAUUGGCUUGAGCAUCAGUAAGUGUCUGGUUGAACUGAUGGGUGGGAAAAUGAACUUUACUAGUCGACCUCAUGUUGGAAGCACAUUCACAUUCACUGCGGUCCUCCAGAAAUGUGGAAAAAGUUCUGGUGUUGAUACAAAGAGAUCUCUUUCUGAAGUAUUGCCUACCUGUUUUAGAGGAAUGAGGGCAAUCUUAGUUGACAGACAACCGGUUAGAGCUGCUGUGACAAAAUACCAUCUGCGAAGGUUGGGCAUAAUCACUGAAGAUGUCAGGACUAUCAAUGAGGCACUUCAUACACUCUCUGGACAAAAUGGUUAUUUAAAUUCUAGUCAACCUGGAAAACAACCAUCCAUAUUCUUGAUUGAAAAAGAUUCAUGGGAUCCCAAAAUCGAUUUUCAUAUUCGGAAUCAACUCUUACAAAGGAAAGAGGCUGGUCACAUAGAAGAUGUACCGAAGGUUGUUCUUUUCCUGACCACUGAAUCUGAUAAAACAAGAGCUGGAUCUCAUGCAGACAGUAUAAUCGUGAAGCCUCUUCGUGCAAGCACUAUAGCAACAUGCUUUCAGCAGAUGCUAGGGAUGGGAAAAUGUCAAAAUAAAGAUAUAGUUAAUAAUUCAGCUUCCCUUCGUGGCUUGUUGGAUGGAAAGAAUAUAUUGGUGGUUGAUGAUAAUAAGGUAAAUCUGAGAGUUGCUGCUGCUGCACUGAAAAAGUAUGGCGCCAAGGUCGAGUGUGUUGAAAGUGGCAAAAGUGCUCUUUCCUUGCUCCAACCCCCACACAAGUUUGAUGCUUGCUUCAUGGAUGUGCAGAUGCCAGAGAUGGAUGGGUUUGAGGCAACACGGCAGAUACGCAUAAUGGAGAGCACGGCAUAUAAAGAAGCUUCCCCAGACGACGGUUCGGUGAUGGCUAUAAGGCACCUACCUAUCCUAGCAAUGACUGCUGAUGUUAUCCAAGCAACAUAUGAGGAGUGUGUGAAAUGCGGAAUGGAUGGGUAUGUCUCCAAGCCCUUUGAGGAAGCUCAGCUUUAUCAAGCAGUUGCCAAAUUUGUAGUUUCGCAACAAAUUCCUGGCUCUUCAUAGCAUUUACAGGAGCACAUGCUCUACAUCCAAGGAAUCCAAUUCUGGAAACUGGCACAUGAACUAGUUCUUUCCUGAGCGACCUUUCGGAAAUUGACAGGCUGUUGAGAAGUUCUCUCUUAGGGAUUCGAAGCGGCAACUUGGUUUUAAGAUUUAAUCUUCCUCCACGAUCAUCCGUCUUUAUAACUUCCGACUAGGCUGUAGUAAAUCUGAAACUAGCAGCAUCAAAGGUUUAAACACUGAGCUAGGGUUACAGUAUAGUCAUUAUUCAUGUAAUCUAGAUGAUAUGUGGCAAUGUGAAAUAUUUGAUACCAUGCCAUUUCAGUGUAAAUUGUAGUUGUUCAUGCUGAUUCUUUAAUCAAGAACUCUAGUGAGCAUAAUUUUUAUCUGUAA